AUGUCUAAAAAUAUCAAUGAUAAUUUACAUCUCAGUGACUGCUAAUAGCCACUUUUAGAAUUUGACACUCAAAAUAAAGCAGAGUAAAAAUUUAUAUUCAACAACGUAAAUUUUACUCUGCCUUGGAAUGUUUAAGAAGAAGGCGUUAUAAAAAUGAUAGAGUCAUUUAAAGUAUCUCCAAUUAAGAUGAUCGUUUUCUAUUUUUUAAAUUUUUUAACUUUUGGAGUGAUCUAUCUAUUUACUAGAUGGUAGGUUACACUUAGAAUUAAGUUAUAAAUGGAGCCAUGUAUUCCUAAUGAGGCAGAAUUCUUGUUAAUUACUUCAGAUGAUGAAACGUAGAGUUUAGAAAAAAUAAUGAUUUAAUAAAUGGGAUUUAAUGGAAUAGAUUCUAUUUAAACAUACAAAACCUUCACAUAUAGGUUAUAUAAGUUCUACUUUAAUGAGAACAAAUAUAAUCCUAUCCAGAUCGACUUAACAAGGCUAUCUAAUAGAUAAAUCAUAGACUCAUAUGGUAAAGGGUUAAGAGAUGAAAACACCUUUUCUUAAUAGGUAUCAAUAUAUGGAUUAAAUAAUACUGAAAUACCUCAAAAACCUACCAUUAAAAUAUUGAUUUACGAAGUACUUUCUCCUUUUUACAUGUUUCAACUUUUUAGUUUUUUGCUUUGGAUGAUCUUACCUUACUAUUUCUAUGCUUCUAUUAUUUUAAUUACCUCUGUUGUAUCAGCUAUAGUCACUCUAAACGAAGCAAAAUCUAACUAUAAAAAAUUAUAAGAAAUGAGCUACUUCGAAACGCCAGUAUUUUCUUAUAGAUAUUUGCCAGAUAAAAUUAAAAUUGAAAAUGGGGAACUUAAAUUAUGUGAGAAUAUAAUAAGUCAUAGAAAGUAAAUAAGCUCUUUGCACUUAGUUCCUGGCGAUAUUAUAGAAAUAUAGGAUGGAUAAACAAUACCUUGUGAUAUUAUUUUGCUUAAUGGGUAGUGUAUUAUGAAUGAAUCUAUGCUUACUGGUGAAUCAAUUCCAAUUGUUAAGCAGAGCUUACCUUAUAAUGAAAAUAGAUACGAUUACUUGAAUGAUGGAAAAUAAUCUACUUUGUUUGCUGGAACAAAGUGCAUAGAAACAAGAAUACAUCUAAAAGGAAAAAUUCCAGUUAUUGGAUUGGUCAGUCAGACCAGUUUUAACACUUUAAAGGGAUAGCUUGUACGAUCUAUUUUAUAUCCAAAACAAAAUUCUUUUUCAUUUUAUACUGAUUCGAUGAGAUUUAUUGCUGUUAUGGCAGCUAUGUCUCUUUUGGGUUUUUUUGUUUCUCUACCAGACUGGAUUGAGGGUAUUAAUGAGGGUUUUGUUACUUAUACAGAAAUGUUCCUUGAGUGUUUGGAUCUGGUUACUGUCACAGUCCCGCCAGCUCUUCCUACUUGCCUUUCUAUUGGUAUUUCUUUUGCGAUGUCUCGUCUCAAAAAAUAAUAAAUCUUCUGCAUAUCUCCUCCCAAAGUUAAUAUUUGUGGCAAAGUUACUGUCAUGUGCUUUGAUAAAACUGGAACAUUAACAGAAGAAGGUCUAGAUAUGUAUGGAGUAAGAAGUAUAAGAUAUACUUAAGGCAGGAAGGUAAAGUUUAACAAGCUAACUGAGGAUAUUCAAGGGAUGGGAUUAUAAGAAAUUUAAAGCAAAUCUCUAAACUAAAUUCAAAAAACUCAGCUUUAUGGAAAUAAAAAUCCUUUUAUUUAUUUAGAAGAUCCAGAUGUAGUCUUUAAGGAAUGUAUGGCAAGUUGUCAUAGUAUAACAAGGGUAAAUAAUUAAAUAAUUGGAGAUCCUUUAGAGAUUAAGAUGUUUGAAGCCACAAAAUGGAUACUUUUAGAAGAAAACAUUUCUUAAAACUAUGAAUUUAAAAUGUAAGCUCUAGUAAAAGACAACGAAGGCCAUUCUCAAUUGGCUAUAAUAAAAAGAUUUGAGUUCUCUUCAAAACUCUAAAGAAUGAGCUCAAUAGUUAAGAAAAUAGGUAAUAAUUAACCCUUUUAUCGUCUUCAUGUUAAAGGAUCCCCAGAGAAAAUUCAUGAUUUAUCAAACCCUGAAACCAUUCCAGAUAACUAUCAUGAGGUUUUAGAUUUUUAUGCAAGAAAAGGUUUUAGAAUAAUUUCAUUUGCUAUUAAAAACUUGGAUAUGAGGAUCGAAGAUGUAUACAAAUGUGAAAGAGAUCAAAUUGAAAACUAAUUAACAUUUGUUGGGAUGCUGAUAAUGGAAAACAAGUUAAAGCCUGAGACGAAAGGAAUUAUUAAUGAUUUAAAUAAUGCAAAUAUUCGCACGAUUAUGGUUACAGGAGACAAUUCUCUUACAGCUAUUUCUGUAGCUAGGCAGUGUUUAAUAGUUAAUAAUUCAACUAGAGUAUAUUUUGGUGAUAUUGAUGAGGAAAAUCAUCAUGAAAGUGAAAUUGUUUGGAAGGACUUUGAACACUCAGAUAAAUACCUUGAUGAAGAAAAUUUAUAACCAAUUGAUGGGAUUGCAGACUACAUAGAAGAUGGUAUUUAAGAGAUUUAAGAAGAAAAAAUACUGUUUAACAUUUUGGAAUAGAGCAAUUAAUAAUGUUUAACUUCAAAACCUUUAUAACUAAAUAAGACUAUUAAGGAAUAAAUAGAUAUGAUAAGAAAAUCAAUAUAAAGUAACACAGAUAACUCUUCUACUAAUUUUAUAAGAUAAAACUCUGUAACUUAGAAGUAUGCAGAUACUAAUUUCAAAGAUCAAAUUUAAGAAUUUGAAGAAAGUUAACUUCAAUACCCUUGGCUAAAUGACGAUCACUUUGUAUUAGCUGUAACUGGAAGAGCCUUCUCAAAAAUAAUUUCUGAAUCUAAACAGAGUCAUGCUAAGUAGAAUCUAGCAGAAAUUAUGCUUUAAAAAACUUAGAUAUAUGCCAGAAUGAGGCCAGAAGAAAAGACAUUGUUAUUAUAAUCAUUAUAAGAGCUACCUUCAAAACCUGUAUGUGGGAUGUGUGGAGAUGGAGCAAAUGACUGUGGUGCUCUAAAGACAGCAGAUGUGGGAAUUUCUUUAUCAGAAGCAGAAGCCUCAAUAGCAGCCCCUUUUACUUCUAAAGUACAGAAUAUAUCUUGCGUUGUUCAUCUUUUAAAAGAGGGAAGAGCAGCACUUGUAACCAGCUUUUCUUGCUUCAAAUUUAUGGCUUUAUAUUCUGCAAUUUAAUUCUUUACUACCACUUUACUCUAUACUGUCUAAUCAAUACCCAGUGAUACAUAACUCCUUUAUUGGGAUGUUGCUGUUAUCCUGCCUCUUGCUUUUUUUAUGGGACUUACAGACUCUUGUGAUAAUCUAUCUAAAUAAGUACCUGGAUCUAGUCUUGUUUCAUUUUAAGUUCUUUCAUCAGUUAUUGGAUAAACUGUUUUAAAUGGAGCUUUUUAAGCUUACAUGUUUUUACAUCUGAAAAAAUAACCUUGGUACUUGUCAGUUAAAGAUGCUCACACUUAUCUUGGCGAUCUAGAAGAUCUAGAUGAAAGGAAAAAUUGCUUUGAAUCAACAACUCUCUUUCUGUUCAGCAGCUAUCAAUAUAUAGCUACUUGUUUAGCUUUUUCCAUAGGAAAACCUUUUAAAAAACCAUUCUAUACAAAUACUUGGUUUACCAUUUCAGUCAUUGCAAUACUUAUAUUUUCGUUGUACGUUCAUUUGUUCUCUGGUCAAUUCUUAUAAUAGUUUUUAAAUAUUUUUUUGACGGUUCAAAGAGAAGAUGAAGAAAAACCCUUAACAGUAAUGCCUAAUUCUUGGCUUUAUUUUAUAUUAUUUGUUGCUGGAAUAAAUUUUAUUUGCUGCUUUAUUUAUGAGGAAGUAAUAGUUAAAUUACUGUGCUGGGUAUAUAAUAAAUGCAAACUCAUAUAUUUAAAUAAAUGA
Tetrahymena thermophila SB210 is the source of this 3879-nucleotide messenger RNA. RefSeq names its product E1-E2 ATPase family protein. Gene Ontology annotation, cellular component: membrane. Lineage: Eukaryota; Ciliophora; Oligohymenophorea; Hymenostomatida; Tetrahymenidae. The record is from RefSeq and is a predicted model, not a curated record. The transcript has 11 exons. Gene Ontology annotation, molecular function: ATP binding; ATP hydrolysis activity; P-type transmembrane transporter activity.